Aspergillus saccharolyticus JOP 1030-1 is the source of this 4122-nucleotide messenger RNA. RefSeq names its product mRNA-binding translational repressor SSD1 (gene ssdA). Bases 1 to 4122 code for a protein of 1373 amino acids. The record is from RefSeq and is a predicted model, not a curated record. Gene Ontology annotation, molecular function: 3'-5'-RNA exonuclease activity; RNA binding. The transcript has 5 exons. Gene Ontology annotation, cellular component: P-body; exosome (RNase complex). NCBI's taxonomy places the organism in Eukaryota, Fungi, Ascomycota, Eurotiomycetes, Eurotiales, Aspergillaceae. Gene Ontology annotation, biological process: mRNA catabolic process.
AUGGACCAGCAGAAUCAAUCCGGUGUCCCCGGCCCCGCAGGGCGCAAGCUUCACAUCGCCCACAGAAGGAGCCCCUCGGAGUUGACUCCUCUCAUGAUGGAGCAAUUGGCGAUUCAGCAACAGAUUGAGCUGCUUCAGCAGCAGCAACAACAGAUCGCAGCUACGCAUCAGCAAUAUGUCAACAUGGGUCUGUUACAACCACAGCAGCUGAGCCAGGUUUCGGCAUUCUCUCCUUCUUUGCAAGGCCAAGCUUCCAUGGGAGGCGUAACUCCACAGAUCAACGCCUUCCAAUAUCCACAACUCGCCCAGCAACAACUUGGUGUCGGGUUGAACGCUCCCACCCAGCAUUCGCAUCGACGCAACCAAUCGGCCCUUCCUGGCUUGGGAAUGGGUCCUCCCCCAGCUCCAUCCUCUGGAGCCUCAGGAUACUCGGACUAUAACCAACAACAGAGCCACCAGCCAAAGACUGAAAAUGGAGGUCAUGGACGUGGCCAGAGAGGUCCUCCUGGUGGUGGUGGCCAUCAAAGACGUCACUCGCUUGCACUUCCCGAGGCAAAGAAAGCCGCUGAGCUUGCGCAGCAGAAAAGGACAGCAUCUGGUUUCCAGUUUCCGGCUCCCACUGGCGAAUCUUCCGAUGCUGCGCAGAGCUCGGAUGGCAAGUCGACCCCGCCCGCGACACAGGCUCCUCAAGGUUUGGGUAUGCAUCGCGCUGGCAAUAUCCGCGCUGGUGGCCAUGGUCGCAGUCAGUCAAUGGCUGUGGGUGGAAACCGAGGCUCUCUGUCUGGCCGCGGCGCCGGUGGCUUCCAGUUUCCUGCUUCUAAUGACAGUGGCUCUGAUAAUCCACGCCGUGGCAGUCAGGCCGGCCACGCUCGGUCUGGAUCGAGAAACUUUGACAGUAAUUGGCGCCAGCCCAAUAAUCAAGCUCAGGGCCAGGAUCAACAGAAGAGCUUUGGACAACAGGGCAGUGGCUUCCAGCCCGGGCAUCGUGCUCGUGCAUCCAUGAACCAGUCUAUUGGUUCCAUUGGGCAGUUCCAGUACCCCGCGCAGCCCCAGCUGAUCCAGUUACCUCAAGGUCAAGUCAUGAUGGCCCCUCCGCAGUUGUUUGGUGGCCAACAACAACUGAACCCCCUCCAACUUGCACAGCUUCAGGCUCUGCAGCAGAACGGACAGCUUAGCGGCCAGGGUCUCGGUCUUCAAGCUAGUCAGCAUGCUCCGCCUCAGCUAUCUGCCCAGCAGCAGCAACAGCAGCAGCAGCAACAGCGGAAGACUCUCUUCACUCCAUACCUGCCUCAGGCAAACCUGCCUGCUCUGUUGAGCAAUGGCCAGCUCGUGGCUGGUAUCCUCCGUGUGAACAAGAAGAAUCGCUCUGAUGCUUACGUCACUACCCCUGACCUGGAUGCCGAUAUUUUCAUCUGUGGAAGCAAAGACCGCAACCGUGCUCUUGAGGGUGACUAUGUGGCAGUCGAGCUUCUCGAUGUCGAUGAGGUGUGGGCUCAGAAGAAAGAGAAGGAGGAAAAGAAGAAGCGCAAGGAUAUCACAGACGCUCGUUCCGGUAGCACUGCUGGAAAUGAUAAGCUGUCUCGGUCUGAUUCUGGCGCCAACGGUGACCGUCAAGAAGUUGGUCCCGACGGCAGUAUCCGUCGCCGUGGCAGUCUUCGUCAGCGACCGACACAGAAGAAAAAUGACGAUGUCGAGGUUGAAGGUCAAAGCCUUCUUUUGGUUGAGGAAGAUGAGAUCAGUGACGAGCAGAAGCCCCUUUAUGCGGGACAUAUCGUUGCCGUUAUUGAGCGUAUCGCCGGGCAAAUGUUCUCUGGAACCUUGGGUCUCCUUCGUCCCAGUAGCCAGGCGACGAAGGAGAAGCAGGAGGCCGAACGGCUAGCCAGAGAUGGCGGUCACGGUCGUCAACAGCAGGAGCGCCAGCAGGAUAAGCCCAAGAUCGUCUGGUUCAAGCCCACUGAUAAACGUGUCCCUCUGAUUGCGAUCCCCACCGAACAGGCUCCCCGCGACUUCGUGGAGAAACACCAGGAAUACGCCAACCGAAUCUUUGUCGCAUGCAUCAAGCGCUGGCCGAUCACAUCUUUGCAUCCCUUCGGUACCCUUGUUGAACAGCUAGGCGAGAUGGGCGACCUGAAGGUGGAGACCGAAGCGCUGCUGCGGGACAACAACUUCGGUGGAGACGAAUUCUCCGAUGCUGUUCUCAAGAGUAUUGGCUGGGAAGACUGGUCUGUAGCCAGCGAGGGCGAUGCUCUGCUCGCCUCCCGUCGGGACUUGCGCCAGGAGACGACUUUCACCAUCAACCCCAGUGGAGCUAAGCAGAUUGACAACGCCUACCACAUCAAGCCUCUGGCCGAUGGAAAGGUGGAGAUCGGUAUCCAUGUAACGGAUAUUGCUCACUUCAUCAAAGCCAACUCCCUUGUCGAUCGCGAGGCUAAGAAGCGAGGCACGGCUGUUUACCUUAUGAACCGAAUUGUGAACAUGCUCCCUCCUCGUGUGUCUACUGAACUGUGCGCCUUGCUGCCAGGCGAAGAUCGGUUGACAGUCAGUGUAAUUCUCAAAGCCAACCCGGAAACAGGUGCCAUCGAUGAUGACGUGUGGAUCGGUAAGGCCAUCAUCAAGAGUUCCGGUCGCCUGAGUUAUGAUGAUGUCAACUCCCUCCUUCAGGGAACAACAAAUGUUGCUGCUCCGGGCAUUGCUGCUGACACUGUCAGGGCUCUACAUGCUGUCACUUCACGGUUCAAGGAGGCUAGGUUCGGCAACCGAAUCUCUCAGAUCCCUCCUCUCCGUCUCCUGUAUCAGCUGGAUGAUGAGAAUGUACCGGUCGAGGGUAACAUCUUUGAUUCCUCUCCCGUCCGCGAGAUGGUCGAAGAACUCAGCUUCAAGGCCGACUCUUUGGUCGCUCGUCGCUUGGCCGCUGCCUUGCCUGAUAAGGCCUUCCUCCGGCGUCAAACCCCACCCAACGCUCGCCGUCUUCAGCUUUUCGUGGACAGGAUGAACAGACUCGGGUUCGGCUUGGAUCCAACCAGUAGCGGAACCCUGCAGAGCAGUCUCUGCAAGGUUCAGGAUGACGAUUUGCGCAAGGGUAUGGAGACGCUUCUCAUGAAGUCGAUGCAGCGUGCCAAGUACUACGUGGCCGGCAGUGCAUCUGACGAUCAGCGCCAGCACUAUACACUCAACCUGCCUGUAUAUACACACUUCACUAACCCUUCUCGCCGGUAUGCGGAUAUGCUCGUCCAUCGUCAGCUCGAGGCUGUCUUGUCCAACGGUGCUAUUGAGCUCUCGGAGGACCUUGAGUCAUUGAACAAGACUGCCGAUCUUUGCAACAACAAGAAGGACUCGGCACACAAUGCCCAGGAGCAGAGUGUUCACAUUGAAGCCUGCAGGAGCAUGGACAAGAUCCGCCAAGAGCAUGGCGGUGAUCUCAUUAGCGAGGGUAUCGUGCUCUGCGUUUAUGAGUCCGCCUUCGACGUUCUCAUCCCAGAAUACGGAUUUGAGAAGCGUGUUCACUGUGACCAGCUGCCCUUGAAGAAGGCUGAAUUCCGCAAGGAGUCUCGUGUUCUGGAGCUUUACUGGGAGAAGGGAGUGCCAUCCUCGGCUUAUAUCCCCGAGGACGAGCGGCCGAAGUCUACCAACUCUCGUGCGGCUCAAGCUGCUGCUGCAGCACGCGAAGCCGAGGCUGCACGUGAGCGUGCUCGCGAGCGUGAAGAAGCUAUCCGUAGACAGACCGAGACUGGUACCAUGUCGCAUGAUGAUGUGGACGCUUUGUUCGACGAUGAUGACGACGUUUCCGAAGUCACUGAGAUGGCUGCUGGUGUCUCCUUGAACUCUGCUGCCGACCGUUCCACCCAGAGCAUGCCACCUUCGCCCACUCGCAAUGGUCAUCUCCCUCAGGCGCCUCACCGAACACGGUCUGAUCCCAAGAUUGCGACCGUCAGUGGCGAUGCUCCUGAAGCCAAACUGACCAACAAGGAGAAGUACCUGCGGUUGUUCAAGCUCCGCGAGGAGGAUGGCGAGUACAUCCAGGAUGUCACCGAGAUGUCUCGCGUACCCAUCAUUCUGAAGACUGAUUUGAGCAAGAGUCCACCUUGCCUUACUAUCCGCUCUGUUAAUCCCUACGCUCUGUGA